Molecule: messenger RNA, 2715 nt
Organism: Corticium candelabrum
Lineage: Eukaryota; Metazoa; Porifera; Homoscleromorpha; Homosclerophorida; Plakinidae
Product: cyclin-dependent kinase 11B-like
Exons: 12
Coding region: 52-2499 (815 amino acids)
Biological process (GO): protein phosphorylation
Molecular function (GO): ATP binding; protein serine/threonine kinase activity; protein binding
Source: RefSeq, a predicted model, not a curated record
CUUGUAACAGUUGAGCUGUAGAUUUGUGUGUUUACGCUUCGUGUUGUUGAGAUGACGUUGGCUGAAGCUAAAGCUGCAUAUUCAGCUGGUGAAGACUACCGCCACAGAAAGAAUUUUAAAGCUGCGGAGGCAUCGUAUCGGCGUGCCGCCCAGCUAUUUCACUCAGCCGGCGGAAGUCUCGUUGACAGAUCACGUGCGCUUCAUCAGGUGGGAUAUUGUUUAUUUGAGCAAAAGAAUUAUGCAGAAGCAGAGAAGUUUCUUAAUGAAGCGUUGGUCAUCAGAAGAACACUUCCCCCUCAACAUAAACCAUCUCUUGCUGCCACUCUUCAUACACUGGGAUAUUGUUUGAGUGAGCAAGCUAAGCUUGAUGAUGGAGUGAGAUAUUUGAAAGAAGCCAUUGAGCUGAAACGUACUUUGAACAACAAAGAGGAUACUGCACUGAGUUUAUUUACGUUGGGUGUCUGUCUGGUCAAGAAAGGCAGUCCUGUCGAUGCUGAAGUACUACUUACAGAAGCUGUAAGCAUCUACAGGACUGCCUUUCCCGACAAGAAAUCCACCAUUGCUAACGCCUUGGGUUGGUUGGCAAGAAGUUUGAUGGACCAACAAAAACAUGAUGAAGCUAUAAAAAUUUAUGAGGAAAAACUGGAAAUCGAGAAACAUUUACCGCCUGGUCGUGAAACCAUUAUUGCAACAGCAAGGGAGAACCUGAAUCUUUGCAAGGAAAAGCAAGCUGACGCUGCAAAACAGACGUCUGAUCAUCAGCAAGCUGUGCAGAAUGAGCAGCGUGAAUUGACCGUAUCUGUCUCACCUGACAGUCGAUCAUCACAGACCCUCAGAAGAGAUCCGGACGAUGAUUUAGUGGGGCAACUGAUUGGCCAAGUUGAACAGUUGACAGUCGAGAAAGAGGCAAGUGGGUUGCAACAGAGAAUGAUGAGAGAUGAACGAGACGCUGCAACCAGGAGAGCAAGCGAACUAGAGCAAGAAGUUAGGUCUUUACGAGAGGAAAUUGCAUCUUCUCUUGAAGAGAAGAACAAUGAGAUAGAUAGUCUACAGCAGAGAGUCGAUACUGAACGGCAAUCGAAGGAGACGUUGAUGAGGGAAAAGGAACGUGUCCAACGUGAAUUGUCUGAGAAAGAUCGAGAAGUGAGACACUUGAGUCAACAGAAGAGUGAUCUUGAAGUGCGGUUGAGUGCUGAGGCAUCAGUCAAUGCAUCACUGAAUUUAGAAGCGUCUGCUGCGAAGGCUAACAUCAAUGAACAGCAAAAAGAGAUAGAUCAUCUCAAUUAUGAAAUCGAGAAUCUCCAAUAUCAGCUGAACGAAGAGAGAAGAGAGAGAAGAGCCGUUGAAGAACAGUUGACGGUUCAAAACAUUCAGAAUCAACGAGGAAGGGAGCGCGUUCUAACUAUCCCACCGUGUGACGUUCAGUCGAGUGACCAGACUUUAGGAAAUGGAUCGUACGGAGCGUCUGCUACUAGUUCUGAUGUCAAUGAACAGCAAAGAGAGAUAGAUCAUCUCAAUUAUGAAAUCGAGAAUCUCCAGUAUCAGCUGAAUGAAGAGAGAAGAGAGAGACGAGCCGUUGAAGAACAGUUGACGGUUCAAAACAUCCAGAAUCAACAAGGAAGGGAGCGCGUUCUAACUAUCCUACCGAGUGACGUUCAGUUGAGUGAGCAGACUUUAGGAAGUGGAUCUUACGGAGUUGUUCGUAUUGGGUGGUGGCGAAGCUGUCCUGUGGCUGUCAAAAUGCUUCACAAAGUGUUCAUCGACGUUCCUCACUAUAUCCAUCUUCUGCAGCAAGAAGUGUCGGUGGCAUGGGCAAUACAUCAUCCGAAUAUUGUCGCUAUCUGGGGAGUUACUCUUCAAUUGGAAGGGAACAAGAAAGAAGCGUGGGUUAUCAUGGAACUACUGCAGGGUUCGAUGUCGGCUGUGAUGAAUGCAUGCAAAGAUGACACUCGACCGCUGACGUUGCGUGAAAAGGUGGACAUGGCAAUAGAUGCUUGUCGAGGACUAGACUACAUUCACUCGUUGCCUGUCGCCAUCCUUCACGGUGACAUCCGUCCAUCCAACGUGUUGGUGACCGAGAUGAUGACGGCCAAGCUGGGAGACUUGGGAGCGGCUCGCUUCGUCGACGCCAAGCUCUCUGCUGGCCCUAUGAGCGCAGAAUACUCGCCACCCGAACAAGUAAGUGGCCGCUUACCGCGCAAAACCAAGGCGACGGAUGUCUACCGUCUGGGUAUAAGUCUCUGUGAGUUGUUUACCGGUGAGCCUCCGGGUCUGCGUGAGCGCCGACUCGCACAGAUCAGGCGUAUCAGCGAAGACACCGUCCGCACUUUGUGUGCCGAAAUGGUGAAAGAAGAUCCUCACAAGAGAAUAUCUGCCGCGUACGCUCUUUCUGCUCUCUGCCGUGUUCGCGAGACCGUCAAGUACAAAGAAUGCCGUACCAAGAGAAUGGUGAAAGGAGGAGCAGAGGGCGUGGUUACACUGACUUACACUACGUGGUGAAGAAGGGAACUUUAGUAAGGAUUUGCAUUGUAUUCCUUAAUUUUAGAACUAAUAGUUGUAGUGUGAUUACUAACUGUUUGUCGUUGUGUAGUAGUUGCCACGUACAUUUUAGUGAAAUUAUUUGCGGUAAAUUGUAUUGUAAGAGUGCAGGGGGACGUUUUGUGAGCUUUGGUAGUAAUUGCCUAAUCAGUAGGAAAUUUAUUAUUGCCAAUCAGA